Crotalus tigris (Tiger rattlesnake) is the source of this 1319-nucleotide messenger RNA. RefSeq names its product ubiquitin fold modifier 1 (gene UFM1). Gene Ontology annotation, biological process: protein K69-linked ufmylation. Lineage: Eukaryota; Metazoa; Chordata; Lepidosauria; Squamata; Viperidae. The transcript has 6 exons. The coding region runs from base 70 to 366 and encodes 98 amino acids. The record is from RefSeq and is a predicted model, not a curated record. Gene Ontology annotation, cellular component: cytoplasm; nucleus.
GAAAGGCGGAGCCGGAAGUGACGGCCGCGGCAGGUCCGGAAGUGGGGCCGCCGGCUGCAGAGGCCGAAGAUGGCGAAAGUCACCUUCAAGGUCACGCUCACUUCGGACCCGCGUUUGCCUUACAAAGUGUUAAGUGUACCUGAAAAAACACCUUUCACAGCCGUCUUGAAGUUUGCUGCAGAAGAAUUCAAAGUCCCUGCAGCUACAAGUGCCAUUAUAACAAAUGAUGGAAUAGGAAUAAACCCUGAUCAGACAGCUGGGAAUGUUUUCUUGAAGCACGGUUCAGAAUUGCGACUUAUUCCCAGAGAUCGUGUGGGGAGAUAUUGGCACAUGCAGGGUCCGCUUAUACUUAGAGAACGGAAGUAGCAGACAAAUUACACCAAUUGGCCUGAUGCCAUCCAGGAAUCCUGCAUUUCUCUAUAAAACCAUUGUUACCACAGUGAACUCAUGAUAAGAAUAGUAGUCAGAAUGUCCUUUUUGAACAAUACCUAGAGGAGAAUCUCAUCACCAUUCCCACCUCUGCCUGCCUUUUUUUGAAGUCUCCAGGCUCGUUUGCUUUUUGAGUUCCCCAGUUCACUUGGAGCUGACAUUGCUACCAAGGUCAGCCAGUAAACGGAUCUUAUGUUUUCUAUUCCUUUGAAAUGAAUAGGGAAGCAUUUUCUUUGUUUACCAGCAAUGGGGAGCUACUUCUAUAGCCAUAGCAAGGCAGUUUAAUACAUUGACAAAUGAUUAAUUUGGUUUAGAAAUGUAAUCAUGUAUUUGAGUAUUAUGAAAAGUAUGGUACAUACCUCCAAUGUUUGCUAAACGUUUGUGUAACUAUUAGGAACCCUUUAUUACAUUCCAAGAAAAAGGCCAUUUAAAUAGCAAGUUAUCACGGGGGGUGCUUAUAUGCUUAAAUUGUGUCAAUGUUGGUUCCUUGAAAUCAUGAGUUUUGUUAUCUAAUGUAUAGUUUCAGGAGAGAUGUUUUUAUGUGGAAAUGCAUUUUAUCAUAGAUAAUAAAUUAUAUUUCCGAGCCCUACUGAGCAAAAAACGUAAAGCCAGCCCACUAUUUCACGAGAGUUUUUAAAAUGCCAGAGAGGCUGUGGUGUGCCAGACUGGUUCCCACUAAUCUUCAGGCUUGGUUUAGAUUCAGAUUUAAACCUUUCAAUUGGUCCUUUUAUUUUUCAAAUUUUUGAUUAAAGUCUGUUAUAGAACUGCAUUCUAGCUAAGGGGGUUUAUAAUUAAUUGAAAGCCACGAGCAUGCUUAGAAUCUUUCACUCUAACAGAACUUGAUAAAUGUUUUGAUUGUGGAAGCAAAAUAAAGUCCAUCAGUAAUGAAA